Aedes aegypti (yellow fever mosquito) is the source of this 1729-nucleotide messenger RNA. RefSeq names its product cytochrome P450 4V2. NCBI's taxonomy places the organism in Eukaryota, Metazoa, Arthropoda, Insecta, Diptera, Culicidae. The record is from RefSeq and is a predicted model, not a curated record. The transcript is spliced from 4 exons. Gene Ontology annotation, molecular function: iron ion binding; oxidoreductase activity, acting on paired donors, with incorporation or reduction of molecular oxygen; heme binding. Bases 196 to 1692 code for a protein of 498 amino acids.
UCGUCUCGCUUUUAAUCGUUGCAAGCAGAAAACAGUACAGUUGACGGUCACCCAAAUCGAUUCAAUCAAUGCAAAAAACUUGUUAUCCAUUAUCCAUGCUUCUUUCAAAUCAAUUAUCAAAAUGAGAACAGUUUCAAACAAACCUCAAUCCGAAUCAGUCGAUUGUAGAGCAAUAUCCUGACGACUGUUUACAUAAUGUUUCUAAUACUACUGGGAAUCAUUGGAGCCUUGCUUGCAUGGCAAUAUCUGAAGCUACUCUUAGCCGGUAGUUAUGCCACCAAAAUCGAAUCGUUCCGCCCGUCGUAUCCAGUUCUCGGUCAUCUUACACUAUUUUGGGGCAAAAAUAGUUGCGAAGCGUUCUCUUCGGCAACGCGGUUAUUUGCAACUGUGGACCGAUUAGGGAAGGUGAUGCUCGGUCCGAAACCUUUGAUUGUGGUCCAUCAUCCCGAGGUGAUGCAGCAAGUGUUGAGCCGCCACGAUCUUUACGAUAAGCCAUUUUUCUACGAUUUUCUUCGGCUAGGAAGCGGACUGAUCACCGAACGAUCCGGUGAGCGAUGGCUUCAAGCGCGAAAACUGCUGAACCCAACUUUCAACACGCGUAUGCUAACGGGAUUUCUGCCUAUCAUGGAUUCCGAAGCUAGACGGCUAAGCAACGGGCUAGAACCGCUGGCCGAUGGCAAAACCGAGAUCGACAUCUUUAAAUACAUUUCUAGCUGUACAUUGAGCAUGGUUUUCAGCACCACCAUGGGUCAGAAUGGGAAGGAAAUCCCCGGUCAACAGGAUUACGUCAGAAGCUUGGAAGAUCUUAUGAAUGCGGUUGGGGAACGAAUCAUGAAUGUUAACCAUUUCAUCGGUCCCAUUUAUCGAUUCUCCAAAGCGUACCGAGUUCACCAGAAGGCAAGUGAAGUUUGCAAUGGGUUUACCCAUCGGAUAGUGCAGAAACGACGAUUUGAAAUACAGAAGCUCGGUGAAAACUUCCAUCAGAAGGAUGAAUACAUCAAACAAUCGCUGAACGCUUUGGAUCAGAUUAUCACAAUUAAGAAACAAGAUGGAAGCGGAUUUUCAGACACAGAAGUUAACGAGCAUUUGUAUUCGUUGAUAGGAGCUGCUAAUGAUACUUCCGCCCUAACAGCGGCCUACACGUGUCUUUACUUGGCGAUGUACCCGGAAAUCCAGAACAAAGUGGUAAAUGAAAUGAAUCAGGUAUUCUACUCUCCUGAAGUGGAAGUCAACUUGGAAACCUUGAAACAACUCGAGUACACCGAAAUGGUCAUCAAGGAGAUCCUGCGUCUGUUCCCAGCAGUUCCACUCGGUGCUCGCCAGACGGCCAACGAAAUCGUGCUCGAUGGAAUACGCAUCCCGAAGGAUCAGAUCAUAGUCUACAGUUUGUACACAUUACAUCGUCGGAAGGAUAUCUGGGGACCUGAUCCAGACCAGUUUGAUCCGGAACGGUUCCUAUCGGAAGCGAUACAAGCACGUCACCCAUUUGCCUAUCUACCGUUCAGUGGAGGUCUUCGCAACUGUAUCGGACACCGUUAUGCAAUGAAUUCCAUGAGGAUAAUGUUGCUGCGGAUUUUGCAGAAGUUUGAAAUCAGGACCAAUAUGAAACCAAUGGAGUUGAAACUGAAGUUUGAAAUUACUCUUAAGCUAGAUGGUCCUCACAGGGUGUGGUUGGUGAAGAGAAAUAAAUGAUUGUUCUGAUUGAAUACCACAUUAAAGAUUUUUUUAU